Chlamydomonas reinhardtii is the source of this 9319-nucleotide messenger RNA. RefSeq lists its product as uncharacterized. The coding region runs from base 132 to 8951 and encodes 2939 amino acids. Gene Ontology annotation, molecular function: protein binding. The record is from RefSeq and is a predicted model, not a curated record. The transcript is spliced from 27 exons. Lineage: Eukaryota; Viridiplantae; Chlorophyta; Chlorophyceae; Chlamydomonadales; Chlamydomonadaceae.
ACUGCAGUAUUUGAACAUUACACUGCACUUAUUUAGAGUUUGAUUUUGAGGGCUUUGGAAAAUGUCCUUCGAACCGGCGAGACGACUUGUAACUUAGCCAAGCUGUGCAGCACCUGACCGGAUAGACGACUAUGGCACAGCUGCAGGUCACUCCGGCCCAGCUGGAGUUUGCCAAUGUGCAGCCCGGCCAGGUCUUGAGCGCUUGGGUCACGGUCAAGAACUUGGACGCUCGCGCGCGGACAGUAAAGGUCAGACCGCCUAAAACGAAAUACUUUGCGCUGCGGGAGUUCUUCAAGCCGCACAGCCUGGCGGGAGGCCUGGAGACGCGCUUCGAGGUCUUCUUUGAUGGCGACAAGUUCGAGGCAGACCGGCAGUAUGCUCAGGACAAAAUUGUGAUCCAGACGGACUCAGGGAGCUAUGAUCUGCAGAUCAAGGCUUCCACCCCGAAGGCGGAUGUGCGCAUUGUGGGCGACCUGAACAUGGGCCUGCUGCCCGCGGAGAGCAAAGCCACGAAGCGUUUCCAAUUGGUCAACCAGGGUGCCGCGACCGCGGCCUUCAAGAUAGACUAUGACCGCGCGCUGCCCAUCAGCAUCACGCCCACUGCGGGCGCGCUGGAGCCUGGGGGCGAGGGGCAGGACGUGGCGGUGACCAUCACAGUGGGGGAGCCGGGCAGCGUGGCGGGCGAGGUGACGGUGGCGGUGGCGGGCGAGCCGCCCAAGAAGGUCAUGCUCACGGCCACGGUGGUUCGGCAGUCGUUCGACCUGGUGGACUCCACGGGCGCCGUCACCAGCGAGCUGGACUUCGGCAGCCUGUACUACGGCCAGGCCAUGGAGCGUGAGGUGACGCUGUUCAACAACGGGCCGGUGGAGGCGCGCUACGUCAUCAGCUACGGCACGUUGGCGGAGAUGCGCUCCAAGGUGGAUGACGACGCGGCGGCGAACGCGGACCCCACCGACCCCUACGCGGACGUGAUCAUGGCGGCGCGGCAGCGGCAGAAGGCGCGCUCCACGGGGGACAACCCCUUCCACGUGACGCCGCUGAGCGGGGUGGUGCCGCCAUACUCCAAAGCCAGCGUGUCGGUGCGCUACACGCCCACGCAGCCGGCGGCGGUGAAGGGCUUCAACUCGCUCAUGCCCACCUCGGACCAGGCGAUGCGCACGUACGAGUACUUUGCGGUGGUGGAGCUGCUGGGCAUGCCGGGCAAACUCAAGCUGCCCAUCCGCGCGCGCGGCAUGCCCGGCGGCCUGCGCAUGAGCCCGCCCAACAUGUUCUUUGGCGACGUGCCCACCUACGCCUGGGCCGACCAGCUGCUCACCAUCACCAACACCAACACGCUUAUGCCGGCGCGGUACCAGAUGGUCAAGUCCACGCCCUAUUUCGCCGUGGAGCCGUCCUCGGGCACGGUGCUGCCGGGCGGCAACGUGCAGGUGCUGGUGCGCUACCAGCCCAAGGCCAUGGGCAAGCACAAGGGCGCCAUCCCCAUCAAGGUCAUGAGCGAGGCGGGGCAGCUCAUCCAGGAGAUGACGCUGGAGCUGGGGGGCAGCAGCCUGCGCGUGGGGGACAAGGUGGCGCCGGUGGGCGGCACCGACAAGCUGCCAGAGGAUUUCACCAAGCCCCGGCACUUUGUGGAUGAUGAGCAGGCAAUGCUGUCGACGCUGCAGGCGCACCAGAAGACCAACCGACUUCUGGCCAAGCCCUGGGAGAAGCCUGACCUUGCGGACACCUUUGCGGACGCCUCCAACAAAAACACGCUCAGCCGCGGCGAGGCGGAGGCCAUGGCCGCGCACCGCGACAAGUACACCGCCGCCAUGCGCACGCAGCGCACGGCGCGGGAGUACCAGAAGAAGAACGGCCGGGUGGCGGAGGACGACGUGAACCUGGGUAUGGACACGCGCAGCGGCCUGGCGGCGCCGGAGCCCAAGCUCAGCCGUACAGUGGACCCGCUGUGGCGCGUGGACAGCACCAAGGAGGCGGCGCCGCGCAUGCUGCGGCAGCUGGGGCCGGCGGACCUGGAGGGCACGCACCAGUGGAAGGCGCGGCCGCAGUCGGAGCAGGAGCGCAUCGACGUGACGCGCGAGCUGACCAAAGAGGAGCUGAGCCGGCUGGUGGUGGGGCCGCGCGUGGUGGACUUUGGCAAGGUGUCCAUGGGCUCCACCAACACGCGACACCUGGUGGUACACAACACGCUGGACACCUCCCUGAACGUGGUGCUGGACCUGAAGCCGCUGGAGAUGCUGCGGGAGAGCCCUAGCAUCAGCCAGGUCAUCCCGCCCGGCGCGCGCGGCGCCUUCCCGCUGGUGCUGCAGGCGAGCGAAAUCCGCAGCGUGAACGAGAAGAUCGAGUACGUGGUGAAUGGCAACCACGUGCUGUCCUUCCCGCUGUCGGCCGACAUCGUGCCCGUCAACCUGGACUUCUCCGCCGAGGACCUCAACUUCCAGUUCAGCCUGGACAACUGGGACGAGGCCGUGGAGAAGCUGCUCAUUUUGGACAACCCCCACAAGUUCCCGGUCAGCUUCACAGUGGAGAGCACCAAUCCCACCUUUCAGAUCUCGAGUGGCGGCGGCGGCGUGAUCCGCAGCCAGAGCUCGGUGGAGGUGGUGGUGCGGUGGGCGCCGGACAUGCUGGGCCCCCCCAAACAGGAGGGCCACCUCAUCAUCAAGAUGGUGGGAGGCGAGGCGCCCAAGCGCAUCUACAUGAGUGGUGACCUGCCGGAGGGCAACGUGCGGCCCAAGGACAAAGAGCUGGUGGCCCCGGUGGCGCCCGUGGGCACGCAGCAGAGCGUGAUGAUGCAGAUCAAAAACCACGGCAGCCGCGACACGGCCUUCCGCUUCCACGCCAACGACGUGCUAACUAUCAAGCCCUCAGGCGGCCGCAUCGGUACCGAGGAAACGCUCGACAUCGAAGUGUUCUUCAUCGCGCAUGACCCCGGCGUGCUAGCGAGCACGCUGGUGCUGGAGAUGCGCGGCGGCAACGUGGUGCGCAUCCCGUUCCGCGCGGAGGCGGUAGUGCCGCACGUGGAGGUGCUGCAGGACGAGUUCGUGUUCAACCAGGUGUUCGUGGGCAGCAGCAGCCGGCUGCCGCUGACGCUGCACAACACGUCGCCGGUAUCGGCCACGCUCAUGUGCGACCUGGUGCAGCACCCGGAGUUCCAGCUGCUGUGCCCCAAGGACGCCUGGUCCACGGACGAGUACGAGGCCUGCCCGCUGGAGGCCAUCGGCGCCACCGGGCAGCAGGUGCUGGGCAGCCGCUUCGGCAGCGCGCGCGGCAGCCGGCAGGGCAGCCGCCGCCAGAGCUCGUCACUGGGCUUCCGAGGCAUGUCCAACGAGGGCUACAAGUACAAGAUCACCAUCAACCCCGGCAAGGAGCUGCCGCUGCUGCUCAACUUCCGCCCCGCCGAGCAGAAGCACAGCGACGUGGAGCUGGCGUUCACGCUGGUGACGGCGGGCGGCUACAACGUGCCGCCCGUGCGCAGGGUGGUCACGGGGUCGGGCGAGACGCCGCGCGUGAUCCUGUCAAAGACACUGGUGGACUUCGGGACAAAGAUCGUGAUCCGGUCCAACCAGAUCAAGGCGCCGUACUCCCUGGACCUGUACAUCACAAAUCAAGAGGAGGAGCCGGUGACGGUGGCGUUCGGCGAGCCGGUGGUGGCGCCGCACGCUGCCGCCUGCCCCGUCAAGGGCAUCUUCUCCAUGGACCUGGCCCCGCUGGCGCCGCUGCAGGUGGGCGGGCAGGAGAUGACCACCUUCCAGCUGCGCUUCUGCCCGCGCGACGCGCGCACCUACGAGGCGCUGAUCCCGGUGUACCUGGACGGCGACAUGGACGAGCCCUACCUCAACAUCGAGGUGCAGGGCGUGGGCCAGUACCCCAGGCUGGCGUUUGACGUGCGCGAGUGCCUGCUGCCGCCUGUGCCUCUGGGGCUGCGCUCCACCACCACCUUCUACGUGCUCAACAACGGCUACGACAACCUGGAGCUCAAGUACAAGCUGCCGGCGGACGAGGGCCACCUGCCCAUGGAGGUGGAGUUCCCGGAGGGCACCAUCAUUGGCCUGGCCAAGGACCGGCUUCCGGUGGUUGUGUCGUUCAUGUCGCCCAAGCCCAUGUCCUUCACCGCCAACAUCGACUUCAUGGACGAGGACGGCAAGCGCUUCUCCAUGCCCGUCACCGGCACCACUGACAACUCGCUCAUGACGCACCACGCAUUCCACCAGCUCAAUAAAUCGCACCUGGUGUUCUCCCACGAAGUCGGCAUGCCCGUGUUCCUGGAGGAGGCCGCUUACGAGCUGCCGCCGCCGUCCAUGUGCCUUGGGCCCAGCUGGCCCUGCCGCGGCGUGGCGCGCUACCUCAACGCCACCACCACUCGCGGGCCGUUCGACGACCUGGCUAAGCAGAUGCUGGGUUCGCGCGGCAAGCUGCUGGUGGAGGUGGUGGAGAUGCUGAGCGGCAAGAACCUGCCGGGCAAGGUGUUCAAGCUGAGCAACAACCGGAAGGAGGCGGUGAAGCAGCUGCUGGGGCAGUACGACGCAGUGCUGGUGUUCCUCAAGAGCCACGGCUGCCUGCUCAACGCCGUCAAGCCCGAAAUGCUACUGGAGUUCGACGACUUCUGCAGGGUCAUGAACGAGCGCAGCACCGCCGCCACGGACAACCACGACGAGCUGGAGGCGCUGGAGAUGUGGGCCGAGGUGGAGAGCAACUUCGACCUUGUGUCGGGGCAGGCCUGGAACGCCACCAUUAUGCAGAUCUUCAAGGUCUUCGUGCUGGGCCGCGUCACGCUGAAGUCGCUGCGCGCCCUGCCGGGGUUGGAGGGCUGCGAGUUGCCGCCCGACUCCUCCAUCAUCGGCUCCAACUAUUACUCGGUGUCGGAGAGCUCGCUGCUGGCGUGGAUGUCGGCGCACUGCCUCCGCGAGUUUGGGCCCAAGUUCCCGCGCAUUACCAACUUCGAUUCGGACCUGUCGGACGCCAGUGUGCUUUUCGCCCUGCUGUCGGGCUACUGGCCGGGCCUGGACAAGAAGAAGAAGAUGCUGCGGCUGGACUGCCGCGACGAGCAGGACAAGCGCGAGAACGCCGAGAUGGUGCUCAAGAUCAUGACGGACCUGGGGCUGCCGUACGAGAUCACGGUGGACGACAUCGUGCUGCCCAACCCGCAGGACAUGAUGGUGUUCGUGCUGUACCUGCACCACACGCUGCCGCAGUUCGUCCCCCGGGCCGCCGUGGACUUCGCCUGCAAGCUGGGCGAGACGCAGUGCAAGGAGCUGGAGCUGACCAACCCCUCCAAAAAGGCCAUCAGCUACUCGGCACGCCUGGAAGGCCACCGAGAUUUCUCCAUCGAAUCCAGCUCGAUCCGGAUCGAGCCCAAGGCCUCGGCCAAGCUGCUCAUCCGCUGCACGCCAACCAACACGCUCAGCCAGGCGGCGCGGCUGGUGCUGAUGAGCAAGCGCGAGGGCGGCGUGCACGCGGCCACGCUGGUGUUUGCGCUGCAGUGCAAGGUCAACACGCGCGCGCCGCUCAAGCGCGUGCGCACCGAGGGGCCGCUGUACGACAUGCAGCAGUUCGAGUUCACCGUCACCAACCCCUUCCCAGCGGACGGGGACUUUACGAUCCAGAUCCUGCACGAGCCGGCGGAGCCGCUGCCCAAGAAGGAGGAGGACCCGGCGGCUACCAAGAAUGCCAAGGGGAACAAGAGCACCAACCGGAGAACGGGCCGCAAGAGCACCGGCCUUGACGCGACGCUGGGGCACGAGGACCCUGCCUCCAAGUUGGGCCGCGUGUGGCCGGACGCCUUUGGUCUGGACCGCAACCGGUUGCGGCUCAAGCAGAACGCCAGCGAGCGCAUCAAGGGCUUCUUCCUGCCCUUCUCCAUGACCACCGCCUAUUGCACGGUGCUGUUCCGGGACAAGGACCAGGGCGAGUUCUGCUACGAGCUGGUGGGAGAGCCGGGCCUUCCGGCGCCCAUCAUGGAGGUCAAGGGCAACGUGCCGCUGGAGGCGCCGCAGCAGGUGUACGACCUGAUGCUGCCCUUCCCCAACAGCGCGCUGGAGGGGGCCAAGCGCGCCUUCACGGAGAAGCACCCGCUGGCCAAGGACAAGGAGCAGGUGGCGCUGCUGAAGCAGGACCCCUUCAAGGGCAUGGAGGUCAUGUACGAGGUCACGCAGACCAACAGCCUCAUGUCCUCGCCGGGGCACAUCGUCCUCUCCGCCCGGCCCUCCAUGGGCGCCGCGGCCGCAGACGGCGCGCUCCCCGGCGGCGGGCCCGUGUCGCCGCCGCCAGGCAACGCUACCGGCGGCGGGUUGGGCAGCACGCAGCGGCCCACCACGCGCAACCCCAACGCGCUGCCGCCGCCCGAGCCCAACACGCUUCGCAUGCACCUCAACCCUAUCGGCACCGGCAUCUACCCCACGCGCAUCAUGCUCACCAGCCCCCUGGAUGUGCGCGUGGUGGAUCUGGAGCUGACAGCGCAGACCAUGACGCAGAGCUUCGUGCUGGAGUUCAACACCAGCGCACGACAAGCCAUCACGCAAGAGAUUCCGCUGGUCAACACCGGCGAUGCGCAGAUGACGGUGACGGCCACCAUCAACGGCAGCGCCUGGUCGGGGCCACGGGAGGUGUCGGUGUCGGCGGGUGCCACCGUGGGGUACCCGCUGCAGUUCAAGCCGCUCAUGCCGGGCGACGUGAAGGGCAGUCUGGAACUGGCCAUCAACGCCACCGGGGAGCGCAACACCUACACGCUGGUGGGGCGCGCGGCGGAGCCCACGGCGGAGGGGCAGAUCAUCAUCGAGUGCCAGGCGCGCAAGCCGGCCGUGAAGCAGUUCAAUGUCCCCAACAUCGUGGGGACAGGCACCGAGUACAAGGUGCUGUGCGACCUGGACUUCAUGGUGGGCGUGCCCUCCAUCAAGGUGCCGCCGGGCAUGGCCUCUCAGUACAAGAUCACCGCCUGCCCACAGCGCAGCGGCACGUACAACGGCACCAUCACCUUCACCACCGCCGACGGGCAGUUUGUGUGGUACACGCUCGAGGUGCGCGCCAGCGAGCCGCCGGAGGUGGGCACCAUCGACGUGCGCGCCACGGUGCGUACGGCGGCCGCGGUGACGGUGGGGGUGGUGAACCCGCUGCGCAAGGACAUGGAGCUGGCGGUGCGCUACAGCGAGGUGGCGCUGUGCGGCCCGCCCUCCAUAUCGCUGCCCGGCAGCCAGGAGCCGGUGCCCUUCGAGUUCUUCUACGCGCCGCUGGUGCCCGGCACCUCCACAGGGAGCGUGGUGCUGGUAAACGACGACGUGGGUGAGUUCCGCUAUCUCAUCAACAUGACCGCCGACCCCGCGCCGCCCGGCGACCUACCCGCAAUGACCGCGGAGCUGGGGAAAUCCGUCAGCCAGCCCGUGGUGGUUGAAAACCCGCUCGACACGCCCGUCGUGCUGGCGGCCUCCAGCAGCAACCCCCGCAACUUUGCCAUCACGCCAGCCAUGGUAACACUGCCGGCGUACGGCCGUGUGGAGCUGGCGGUGGAGUACACACCAAGCACGUUGGACCAUGAGGAGGAGGCCACGAUUACUGUGGAUGGGGACGUGGUGGGGUGCUGGGAGUACAACGUGCGCGGGCGCGGCGAGCUGCCCACGAUCAUGGAGGCGAUUAGCGUGUCGGCGAUGCUGGGUGGGCAGGGGCAGGGCGUGGUGCAGUGGCGCAACCCCUUCCCGGAGCCGGCCAGCGUGAGCGUGCAGCUGCGGACCGACGAGCCGGCGGGCGUGUUCGAGCUGCUGCGCAUCAGCGGCGGGCCGCAGCUGCCGGGCGCCGGCGCCAGCAGCAGCCACUCCAUAGGCAGCGGCCUGGGGCCAACCACCAGCCACACGAGCCUCGGCGGCGGCCCCAGCGCCGCCAGCCUCAACGCGGGCGGGCGGCAGGCGGCGGCGCGGUCCGGCUCCUCCGUCGCCACCAUCCAGGAGACAACGGUGCAGCCGUACGGCACGCUGCUGGUGCCGCUGCGUUACACGCCCGCGGCACUCAAGACGUGCCACUGCGAGGUGCUGGUGGCGGUGGAGGGCAGCAGCUACAGCCUCAACACGUUGGAGUGGCGCUUCCCGGUGCGCGCGCUGACCGAGGCCUCGCUGUCGGGCGUGGUGUUCAAGUACAAGUGCAAGGCGCGCGCGCGGAUUGAGGAGACGAUGGAGGUGGUGCUAAAUGGGCUGCAGAAGGUUGGGCCAGAGGACGAGUUCACACACGAGGUGGUGCUGCCGCCGGAGCAUCGGGGCUUCCUGGAGCAGGCGCUGCGCGUGGAGCCGGUGGUGGCCGCACCCGUGCGGCUGGCGCGCCCCGACGCGCCGCUGCGCUACCGCGUCUGCUUCGCACCGCAGCGCAUGUUGCCGCCCACUUCUCUGGAGCUGGUGAUCAACAAGAGCACGGGCGGGCGGUGGCGCUUCGAGAUGCAGCUGCAGGCCACGGAGCCCGACCUUGACGGCGUGCUCACCAUCGAGGCGGCGGUGGGCGCCACCAGCUACAUCCCGCUGCGCCUGUACGCCAGCGGCUCGGAGCCGCAGCCCUUCACCGCCUCCUUCCCCAACGACACGCCCAUGGUGUUCCACGUCAUUCCCGCCAAGGGCCUGCUGCCGCCCGCGCCCAAGCCAGGCGAGCCCGAGCCCGAGCCGCCGCUGCAGGUGUCGUACAGCUGCCGCGAGUUCGGCAAGGUGGUGCGUGGGCGGCUGUAUGUGCAGACCAGCGACAUGCAAUUCAGCUACGAGCUACGCGGCCGCAUGCCCACCUACGUGCCGCCCACGCCGGCGCAGUUCGCGCCCUCCGUGGACAACAAGCUCAGUGCGGAGCUGGGCGCCAAGCUGAGCCUGGGGCGGCCCACGGGGAAGAACUUUGUGGCGGCCAACCUGCGGGCGGCCAAGGCGGGGCUGGCGGCGGCGGGCGCGGGCGGUGCGGCUGGGGGGCCGGAGAAGGAGCCCGCCAACAGGCGGCGGUAGCUGCUGUUUAGGUGGGGGGUUGCGUGGGCGGGGGUGAGUACCGUACUUGUUUGGUUGUUGGUCUUUGAUUGACGUGGAGUGGAGGUGUGCAUGGAGUUGCGCUGGGACAGCGCGUGUGGCGGAGGCAGAUUGGUGGAUGUGGGUGGUAGAGACAAGAGACAAAGACAUGUGUCCGUGGUAGGCAGUGGUUGACUUGAAUACUCAUCUCAUGAGGCUUGACUGCAUGUCUGCUGGUGACACCGACAGCUGCGCGGAACACGCGCACCGGUAUCGUGAUCUGAUUGCUGACUAGAUUACUACACUGAGGGCAAGGCUGGUGCACAUGCUGACAUGCAUCCCGCAUCCGCUUUCUGUAACGACAAGCUUUG